AUGGAAAAUGGAAAAGAUCAGAAAAUCACUUGUGAUAUGAAAACGGAUUUGAAUUUACUCCUUGAAUGCCUUAAGUAUCAAAUGGACCAUCCAACUUCUCAAAAGGAAGCCUUGGUUACUAUUUAUUCGGUUUGUCAACAAAACAGUGCUGCCUGUGAUUAUUUUAGAGAAAUAGGUGGCUUGAUAUUUGUAUGGAAUCUUGCAAAGUCACAAAUGCACAGUUUGGUUCAAGAAGCUGCUUUAUUUACAUUAGGAGGUUUAGCUGAGAAUAAUGUGUUCUGUCAGCAGAUGUUAUGCACAGCUGAAUUAUUUAAGGAUCUUCGUACGUUUUUAACUAAUAAGGAUUCAAGUAUGAAUUUGAAAAGAAUGUCUGUAUAUGUCUUACUGGUGCUGGUUUCAAAUAAUAACAGUGGACAAACACACAUGAGAGAAUCUGGAUGCCUCAGUGUUCUGCUCCAGUUAUUCAGGAUAAUUCCUUCAGAAUCUCAAAUGAACCUUUUCGAUCAUAAAAUUGAUCAGUAUCAUCUAUGGUCCUCGGUUUGUAGUAAUCUUUGUGUAUGUGUCAACAAUCCUCAGAAUGAGGAAAAUCAGAAAGCCUGUAGUUUGGUUUUUCCAUAUGCAAAAGAUUGGCUGCAAAGUAGUAUGAAGGCUGAGAUAAUUCGCCCAAUAUGUUCAUUCAUUGGGCUCACUGUUGCAAAUAAUUCAAGAACGCAGAAUUUUUUUAUUUCUAUUGGGGGAUUAGCUGUUUUGGAUGAGCUUCUUCUCAAACUGAUACAUGGUUCAUUGGAGAACAAUACAAAUCUAAAACUUGCUGUGGUGGUGAUAAAAACAUUGGAUGCCUGCAUUGCUAACAAUGCUACAGUUGGCAUUCACUUAUCAAAGUAUAACAUUGUGCCUAAUCUACUGAAACUGCUUUCUUACAACAUUUUGGACUCAGGAGAGCGAUUCAGCAUUAUACUUACUCUUGGACAUUGUACAGAAGUCUGUGAGGAAAAUCAGUAUACUCUGAUUAAGAACAAUGGCCUUCCACUUAUGAUUCAAGCCCUAACUGAAAUGCAGGAUGAUGAACUAAAUAAAGCGGCUACCUUUGUAUUGGAAAACUGCAAACAGAUGACUGAAAAAUUGUCGGUGAAGAUGAAUCAGCAUUCAUUCCAAGAGGACGAAAGAAGAAUAUUGGAAGUAGAUUGGGAGAACAAAGAAAGGAUUCUUGAAGAUUAUUGGAAUGAAGCCAAACAAAUUUUAAACAGAAUCAAAGGGCUUGAAAAUGAACAAGAGGAAAAUAUCAGAAGAGAAAUACUAAUUAAUGAGGAUACCCCUCAAGAAAAGUUUUUUCAGGCUAUGACCCAAUACCGUCAAACAAAUUCCAGCAAGCAGCCUUUAGAGAACAGCAAAAUAUGUUCAAAAAUGAAACACCCUCGACAAAAUACUAUCUCUAAAGUGCAGAAUACUUCUAAAUUUGAAAAGAGUUCUUCUAGUAGAGAACAAUUGAAGUCUGCCGUUUGGAAUUCAACUGAUGCUUCGCUCACUCAAAAUGAUCACAAUAAUCUUUAUGCAGCUGAAAAAACAACAACACCCAACAUAAAUGAAGCUUAUAUUACAAAUAAAAACAGUUUUUGUGAUUUUAGGAAAGUUGAUGCCCAAGCAAGUGAAAUCAUUUUUAAGAAACCAGAUUGUGUAGUAAAAAGCCCAAUGCGAAAGAUUCAACAUUCAGAGCUAAAAUAUCCAAGGAACCCAAGCAGAGGAAUGGGCCAUAUUCUGACUGUUCCCCCUAAAAUAAGAGAACUCAGAUGUUCAGGUUGUAGAAUAGGAAGACUUUCCUUAAACAGCCGAAACUUUAGCAAGACUCUACAAUCUUGUCCAUAUCUAUGUGAACAACACAAAAUUAUUCUUGAAUCUGAGAUGGAAUAUAAAAGGAAAUUGAGAAGAUCCAUUGUGGCUCACGAGAAUACUUCUGCAUAUAAUAGUAAUCACAAUGACCGGAGAGUCAGCUGCAAGAGAAGCUCAACAACUGUGAAAGAGUUAGCAAAUUUUCAAUGUGAUGCACAUUCUAAGAACCAAACAAUGAAACAGAACUAUAGCCUUCAAGACCUGGACCUGAGCGAAAACCAUCCAUUUGAAAAGGAGAGUACUGAAUGUUGCAGUAUACAGAAUACUGAAACUCUAUCAAAUAGGUCUACAACAACUUUAAAGAAAAGGAGAAUCAGGAAAGAUUUUACGUCAGAAGAAAUAAGUUAUCUUUUUGAAGGUGUAAGGAAAAUGGGGCAUCAUUGGAAUUCAAUUUUAUGGGCUUACCCAUUUCAGAAAGGACGGACGAAUGUUGAUCUUGCUAAGAAAUACUGCAAGUUACAGGUAUUUUUUGUUUUGUUUUCAUAA
Thamnophis sirtalis is the source of this 2373-nucleotide messenger RNA. RefSeq names its product telomere repeat binding bouquet formation protein 1 (gene TERB1). NCBI's taxonomy places the organism in Eukaryota, Metazoa, Chordata, Lepidosauria, Squamata, Natricidae. Gene Ontology annotation, biological process: meiotic attachment of telomere to nuclear envelope; homologous chromosome pairing at meiosis. The record is from RefSeq and is a predicted model, not a curated record.